AUCAAUACUCUGCAGUCUAAUUUAUAUUGUGCCACUUGAAAUAAUUCCGUUUUCGCUGCUACCUUAACUCUGCUAUGGAGAGCGUCCUUCAUUAUAAAAAGGAAUUGUUUUAAUGAGAAGUUUCUCAACUAAUACUUUGUAUACGAAGUAAAGUAUAAGAGAACUUUAAAGAAAUCGGAAUGACAAAACGAGUCUUGCAAAAGCCUGCGUGGAAAGAGGCAUUGGGAGCCUCAAUGAGAUCGAAAAGGCUUAAGUUAAUGCCUGAUAAAGAUAACCGCUUUUGUUGUCCUGUGGCUGAUUGUGACAGCGAGUCGUAUGGAAGUAAAAGAGGGUGUAGAAAACAUGUCUAUAACCGUCAUGGAUGGUUUUAUUAUUUCGAUAAAAGACCGAAUAUCGACGAAGUACUUCCCCACUUCAGUACGAGAAAUCGCAUAAAAGAUCCCCAAAGAAAGCGCGCCUCCACAUUUUCAAUGCCGUCUUUUGCUAAAACAUGUAAUUUGGCAGUUGCAUUUAGGACAUGGUUAAAAAGUCCAGGUGGUGGUGGUAAAGAUCAUUCUCAGGCCGAUCAAAUAACUUGUAAAGUUUUAAAGUAUGCCAAAUAUUGCUGCGAGGAUUCUCCUUCGGUAUGGGAAGUACCAUUCCCUGUUAUCGACUACUGUGUUGGCUCUAUUAAUAUGCUUUCUGAUUUCGUAGAUUUUUUGAGAGACCAAUGGAAGGUUGGCUUCUCAGGAAUAAUUGGCUACAUGAAUGCUAUUGGGCACAUGCUUGAUUACAGACGAAGCACAGGUACGACUGAAAAAAAUUUGUCGGUAUUUGUUGCUGCAGAGAUUUAUUUGCACCGUGUUAAGAAAUUCCUCCUUCGUAAAAUGAAAGCUGAAUGGAAGUGUAUCUUAAGUGUUGAAUAUCUAAACAGUAUAGACUGUUGGGCGACACUAUAUGAUUUACAAAAGGUGAUACCAUACCAUAGUGAAAAAUAUAAACAAAUUGUGUUAAAUGCUAAAAACGCAAGUGCAUGUGUCGCAGCACACGAUUUAUCAUUUUCGACUUCCUUCAUAGUAGCUGUAUUAUUUUUAAUGGUGAAGGCUUCAAGACCCAUGACGUAUCAAACUCUUACAGUAACAAUGAUUAAAGGCGUGAAAGAGGAUGGUUUUAUAGAUCAGAAUGUCUUUAAAACUGCGGAGAAAUACGGAUUUGACUCUCUUUAUUUUUCCAUAGAUGUACUCACACUAAUAAACGAAUACAUUGACAAUGUACGACGAAGAUUGAACCCCACCAACGAUUAUCUACUAGUGUGUCGAAAUGGUAAGCAGUUGACGCGUAUUUCGGACGUAUUCGGUAGAAUUGUUUAUCAAGCAAUUGGUAAGUAUAUAAAUCCUACACGAUAUAGGCAAAUCAUCGAAACCGAAAGUGUUGCACACUUAGAAACAAAAGAACAAGCAAUUCUUUCUCAAGAUCAAAAACACACGUCGCAGGUAGCUAAAGUUCAUUACCAGAAGACUGAAUCGCGCAAUAUAGCUGCAAAAGCCAGGUUAUGUAUGGAUAAAUUACGAGAUCAAACAACGUGUACUUUAACUGUAAGCGAAAUCAAUAGUAACACCAAAAAUGUGAAAACGUCUGGAAGUACUUUGGAACACGAAACACCUGUUCAAACGAGACAGAAAAAAGUUAGUUUUAGUGCCAUGGAGGACAAGUUUUUACAAGCUGGGCUACAAAAAUAUGGCAAUGCAAAAUGGACUUCCAUUCUCGCAGAUCCUAACUACUCCUUUCAUUGUAGCCGUAAAGCUAGUACAUUGGCGGUUAGAGCGAAGACAAAACAAUUUAUAUAAGUUUAAAUUGUAUUUAUAAUAAAAAUAACUUUGUAAAUUUACAAAGAUUUUUGAAAACCAGAAUA
Messenger RNA from Hydractinia symbiolongicarpus, 1891 nucleotides. RefSeq lists its product as uncharacterized. The transcript has 2 exons. The coding region runs from base 180 to 1826 and encodes 548 amino acids. The record is from RefSeq and is a predicted model, not a curated record. Lineage: Eukaryota; Metazoa; Cnidaria; Hydrozoa; Anthoathecata; Hydractiniidae.